GGUGAACAUUUUGAUCAGUCGCAUGUGGCUCUACCAAAUGUUUCAAAGUUCUUCUUGCAUCAAGCUCUGGAAGAGAGAAAAGCUGCGGAAGCUUUGAUGAAGUAUCAGCAAGAAAGAGGAGGCCAUUACUGUUCUAAAACCAUCCAGAAACCAAACUGUGAGUAUGCAGUUGGUCUGAUGAAAGCCCUGGAAGUAGCAAUGGUACAGUGGAAAACUAUGAUACGAUAUUUUGAAGAGCUUUAUGCCCUGAGCAUUGAAAAUGCAGACCCUCAUAGCGCGAGUACUAUCAAGAAACAGUUUAUCGGGCCCAAAAUCCGGAAGAUCAAGCUGAUGGGAGAUCUACUGACCAAUGCUCGUAGGCUUGACUGUUCCCAAGAUGGCAGAAAUAGCCUUGGAGAUUACUUUAUGGACCGGUUGCAGAAAGAGUUCAGAACAGGCAUAGAGCCAGAGUCUAGUCAGCACUGCAGCCCCUGCCCGCCCCUCCAUCAGUGUACAGGAGCUGCAGAGGGUCUGAAGCGACCCCAGAGAGAAUCUUCCCAGCACAGAAAUGGCAUAGGGCCAAUAUAUGCAACCAUACACUGCACCACCAUGCUGCCACAGUCUAAUGAUGGGACAGGAGCAAAAGUGAAGCAGGGCAGGGAGGGCCUUUAAUGCUGUGGCUGUUGUAGCUGCAGGGCAGCUCCUAAGGCAGACCUGUAUGGAGGGUGAACUUGAGACCAGAACUCGGGAGACAUGAUGCUGCAUCACUCCUACUGCUUUAUUCCCUGUCCCCUUGUCCUCUGUUGAGUUGCAUCUCAAAAUCUAGCCCAUGCCAUUAUUUUUUUUAAACAACAGCAAGGUUGCUAGUUACCCAAAUUGCUAGCAUUAAUUGCACUUUUAUCUAUGCAAUUCUUCCUAGAAGCCAGAAGCUUUUAAACCUCUGUCUUAAAUGAUUAAUAGGAUUAAUUAGUUAGAACAGCACACAUAACUUUUAUUU
Messenger RNA from Athene cunicularia (burrowing owl), 976 nucleotides. Its product is annotated as ferritin heavy chain-like. The record is from RefSeq and is a predicted model, not a curated record. Gene Ontology annotation, cellular component: cytoplasm. Gene Ontology annotation, biological process: intracellular iron ion homeostasis; iron ion transport. The transcript is spliced from 2 exons. Gene Ontology annotation, molecular function: ferrous iron binding; ferric iron binding. NCBI's taxonomy places the organism in Eukaryota, Metazoa, Chordata, Aves, Strigiformes, Strigidae. The annotation marks the transcript as partial.